AUGGCAGAUUCUGCUGACGCAGGGGAUAUGCGUGGGAGUUGGCAGUGGCCUACUCGGGCUCACCUCUGUGGGUGUAACUACAAUGUAUUUUUCGAAGAAGAGAAUGAUUGCAACUGGGAUUGCGGCUACAGGAAGCAGUCUAGAUUCUUUGUGAGUACGGGAUCUCCGUGGGCUGUACGUGUACUGGCCCUCAUGAUGCUAGGAUCUCUGAUCGUUUGUUGCACUAUUAUGAGGCUCCGCCCACGCCCUCGUCAGUUGACGACUCUGAUUGAUUUCUGUCAUUUCCACGAUCGGUCCUACAUGGCGUUUGUUGCCGCAUUUGCAUUAAUGAUCUCACCUGUCUACGUUCCGUUUUUCUUUAUCCAGAAGUAUGCCCUCAAGCUUGAAAUUGACGAUGACAUGGCCUUUUAA
Penicillium malachiteum is the source of this 411-nucleotide messenger RNA. Its product is annotated as MFS general substrate transporter. Bases 1 to 411 code for a protein of 136 amino acids. The record is from RefSeq and is a predicted model, not a curated record. NCBI's taxonomy places the organism in Eukaryota, Fungi, Ascomycota, Eurotiomycetes, Eurotiales, Aspergillaceae. The transcript has 3 exons.